This is a messenger RNA of Ylistrum balloti, 816 nucleotides long. RefSeq lists its product as uncharacterized. Bases 1 to 816 code for a protein of 271 amino acids. Lineage: Eukaryota; Metazoa; Mollusca; Bivalvia; Pectinida; Pectinidae. Gene Ontology annotation, molecular function: zinc ion binding. The transcript has 3 exons. The record is from RefSeq and is a predicted model, not a curated record.
AUGAGUGAGACAAAAGCUUGCUAUGGGUUAUGGGAUCUCCCAAAACUUAAGAGGGAGUUAAGAGCCAGGGGAGCACGGAUAUCAGGCAGAAAGAAUGAGUUGAUUGAAAGACUUGAAGCAUAUGAUAGAAACAAUGACUUUGGUAGAGAGGAGUUAGAGCCUGAGUUCUGCAUGAAUGUGCCAAGUCUUGAGUGUUACAACAACGACACAGUUUUCACAGAGUUUAGGUUAGAAGCUAUUGAAUCAUACCUUCUUCAAAUGCAAAAGACUGUUGACAACAAAAAUGGCUGUGUGUUAGAGGGCCAGUGUGAAUGUGCGGCAGGUAUGGGACCCCAAGCUCAUUGCAAGCAUGUGUGUGCAGUUCUAUAUGCAUGUUAUAAAUUUUCCAUAUUUAAAGAAUUGUUGACAGAAGAAACAUGCACUAAGAAGCUUCAGACAUUUCAUAAAAGUAAGCCCUAUUAUGGCAGCCCAAUUAAAGCUCAAAACCUUCCAUUUGCAAAUGAAAACCUCACAGUUAACUAUGACCCAAGACCACAACAGUAUAGGAAUGUUACCAGCUACAGUGAUCACUUCAGGUCUGUAUGGUUGAAUCAUACUAAAGUAAAUGUCUAUCCAGUGUCACAGAUAUUCAAACCUGCAAAUCCAUAUGCAUUAGACAGUGAUCAUGACUAUUCUGAAAUUAAGAUAUCUGACAAGUGGCUGCAAGACAUGUGCAUAACAAAGAUAAAUAAUGAUCAAAUCAAAGAGAUUGAACAUAAUACAAGAGGUCAAACUGCAAACAAGAAUACAUUCAUCCAACUUUGGGAGAGUUUGUAG